This is a messenger RNA of Trichoderma reesei QM6a, 657 nucleotides long. RefSeq lists its product as uncharacterized. NCBI's taxonomy places the organism in Eukaryota, Fungi, Ascomycota, Sordariomycetes, Hypocreales, Hypocreaceae. The record is from RefSeq and is a predicted model, not a curated record. The annotation marks the transcript as partial. The transcript has 2 exons.
CGGCGCUCGGUGGACGUGCCGCGCUCGGGGGCCGUGACGCCCAUCAUGAGCCCGAUUCACAGCCGCCGCGCCAGUCUGCUGCUACCCAAGGACGGCGAUGACAGGCCGGACUUUUCGCGGAUCGGCAAGGAGGACAAGGACAGAGAGAAGGACAAGGCGAAGGAAAAGCGGCAAAGCGACAGAGCAAAUGAUAAAGCCUCUGAGCUGCGGCAAUCCCUCGCGGAGCUCAGCAACUUCUCCGCCGAAACGACGCGACAGCUAGACCAGACGCACUAUGCCCUCCUCGAGAAAACGAGCAGCCUGCAGGUCAUGGUCAAGGCUCUCAAGGACCUUGCGCAGGCGUCGUGCGACCUCCAGAUGGGAUUCGACAUGGCUGCGCAGGAGCUCGAGACAGACGUUACGAACCAGCUACGGAACAUUGGGCAUUUCGAAUCACAACAGUCCACAAUCGAGACGCUGCAGAAUCGCAUACACCUAGGAAGGCAGACUGCCAACAAGCUGGCAGCGCGGGUGGAUGUGGUGCGCAGACAAAUCGAGGGCUGGGAGCGCGCCGACAGGGCAUGGCAGGAGAAGACGCGCAAGCGGCUGAGAAUCACCUGGGCGGCUCUGUUGUCCAUUGUCUGCCUCAUCGGUCUUCUCUUCGUGUCCUUCAGUUAC